AUGCCAAAACUCUACGAAUUCAAUUCGAAUGAUUUUUCUGAUGAGCAGGAGUCGAUUUAUAAAAAUACAAUUACCAAUGUAGAGAUUGUUAAAACAAAUUGGAAAACGUACGAUUUAGAUGUGGUUAUCAAAAAAUUUGUUAAAAAUAAUAACGAAUAUAAAAAUGAAUUUAAUAUUUUUUCAAAUUUAAAAUUCAUCCAUAGAAACAUUAUUACCUAUUAUGGGUAUUGUUCUGACAAUCCUCUUCAUUUAGUUUUUGAAUAUGCUGAUCAAGGAAAUCUAAAAAAAUAUCUCUUUGAUAAAUUUCAUUUGUUAACAUGGGAUGAAAAGUUAAAAUUUUGUAAAGAUAUUACCUGUGGUCUAAUUUUUUUACAUAGUUUUAAUAUAAUUCAUAAGGAUAUACGGUCCAAAAAUAUUUUAAUUUCACAAGGUACCGCCAAACUUUGCGAUUUUGGAUUUAGCAAAUUUGAAAAUGAAAAAACUAGACAAUUUGAUGUUGAUGGUUUGAGAGCAGUUUCACAUAUCGAUCCUCAAUAUAUCAUUAACCCGAAGUACAAAUUAUCAAAAAAGUCAGAUAUUUACUCAUUGGGUGUUGUCUUUUGGGAAAUUUCAACUGGUAAAAUACCAUAUAAAAAUUUUACUCAAGAAUCGAUUACGAUACAUGUUUAUAGUGGAAAAAGAGAAAUUCCAGGUGAGGACACACCCGAGUGGUAUAAGGAUAUUUAUGUUAGAUGUUGGGAUCAAUUGCCAGAAAAUAGACCAGAUAUUCAAGAAGUUUUUGAUAUUAUUAACAAUUAUUAA
Dentiscutata heterogama is the source of this 801-nucleotide messenger RNA. The record is from the annotation of a GenBank genome assembly. NCBI's taxonomy places the organism in Eukaryota, Fungi, Glomeromycota, Glomeromycetes, Diversisporales, Gigasporaceae.